Mercenaria mercenaria is the source of this 6922-nucleotide messenger RNA. Its product is annotated as CAAX prenyl protease 2-like. The transcript has 9 exons. The record is from RefSeq and is a predicted model, not a curated record. Gene Ontology annotation, cellular component: endoplasmic reticulum membrane. The coding region runs from base 4 to 873 and encodes 289 amino acids. NCBI's taxonomy places the organism in Eukaryota, Metazoa, Mollusca, Bivalvia, Venerida, Veneridae. Gene Ontology annotation, biological process: CAAX-box protein processing. Gene Ontology annotation, molecular function: metalloendopeptidase activity.
AUAAUGGCGGGUGUUGUAUUCGAUAUUGAUGCUUGGCAGUCAAUUUUGCUUUGUUUUCUGUUUGCUAUUCUUUAUGUGGGGAGUCUUUAUGUGUGGAGCGAAAGUAGCAAUAAAAGCAGAGACCACCCUGAGACGAUACGUAAACGUUUUAUCAGUGUCACAGUUGUAUCAAUUCUUGUUGUACCAAUUAUUUGGUACUUUGGAACACCAUCUAACACAGACAGGGGUCACACUGUGUUAGAAUGGCUUGGUAUAAGAUUUUCUGGGUUAAUAACGGCACUAGUAAUACCCUUGCUGCUAACAAUGGUGCUGUUUGCGGGACCUCUCACCUUACACUAUAUGGACGGAGUGUUCAGGUUAUAUUUAGAACCUAGGUACUGGAUCAACAGUCUCAAUAACAGUAUUUGGUUGAGGAAUCAUGUUGUUGCACCACUAUCAGAAGAGUUUAUAUUUCGAGCUUGUAUGUUGCCAUUAUUAGUUCCUCAGUUUGGGGAAGGCUGGUCUGUGUUCAUUUGUCCAUUGUUUUUCGGUGUAGCACACCUUCAUCAUAUGAUAGAAAAGAUAACCCAGAAUAAAGAGGAUGUGAAAGAAGCCUUCCAAACAUCAGCAUUUCAGAUGACCUACACGACAGUGUUUGGGGCAUAUUCUGCUUUUUUAUUUCUAAGAACAGGUCAUUUCAUGGCUCCUGUUCUAGCACAUGCAUUUUGCAAUCACAUGGGAUUCCCAGCAUUUAAUGAGGUACUGGCAUACCAGGACAAGGCACUGAGACAGAAGCUUAUUGCUGCCUUUGUGAUAGGACUGCUAGCUUGGAUUUAUCUUCUUUAUCCACUUACCUCCCCUUUUAUUUAUUCUAAUGAUAUUUAUGAUUUGUAAUUCUUUUAGAUAUUGAAGUGUGAACUUAAUUGUUACAGUACUUAUACUGGGUAGUUUUCAUGUGAUAACAAAUAGGGUAACUUCUAUUGCUGUGAACUUUUAAAACAGCAAAUGAAGCAUCUGUUAUGUUAUUUAUGAUUCAUCUGUAAGCUAGUCAUGUACUUCACCUUCAUAACAUACUAUUUAGUUUCCUAAAAUACAAUUUAACAUACUGUUUAGAUUUUUAGCGUAUCAGUUUAGGUUCAUAACAUAAUGUUUAGGUUCAUAACAUAAUGUUUAGGUAAUUUAAUAACAUACUGUUUAGGUUCAUAACAUAAUGUUUAGGUAAUUUAAUAACAUAAUGUUUAGGUUCAUAACAUAAUGUUUAGGUAAUUUAAUAACAUACUGUUUAGGUUCAUAACAUACUGUUUAGGUUCAUAACACAGUGUAAUGCAAAUAUCUGUUACCUUUAGAUCUUUUUCUUUGAGCACUGAACUAUGUUUUGAAUUGUUGUUUUUGCAAUGUACUAGUAUUAGAGAACAGAGGUCACUGAAAAUUACCCAGUAUGCAGUAUUGAGUGAACCACAUCACAUCAAAAGGUGCCUUAUAAUUCAGGUUUAUAUGAGAUUAAAUUCUCCAUUUUUUAAAAGUUUCUAAUGUACACGUUUUUUUUCAUCUGUUUUCCUGCCCAGAAAGCUCAGAGGACCAAACUACCAGUCCAGAUGACAAGUGAUCAUUGAUCAGGCAAAUGUUCUCUCUGACAAUUUGACAGAAAACAAUACAUUCAAUUAAAAACAUGUGUUUUUCCAACUUUCUUUUAAUAAUGGGUAUUUUUUUAUACUUUUAAAUCAAUUUAAUAAUUUCUGUAAAUCAGACAGUCCUCUUGUUAUGUUAGUAGAGAUGGUGUUAACUUAAGCAGAUAUGUUGUUUUAUAAUUUAAGGUACAUUUUGAUAUGGCGUGGUUCAGUUGUUACUGAUGAUUUUACUCUGCAAGUCAAGUACAUUUAUAACCUAUAAAUAUGGUCCUAUAUUUGUGACUUGUUAAAUUAAUAAAGCUGAUCAUUGAAAACAGCAUUUCUCUUUGAUAUGUGUUAAAAUGAUGCAUAUUUUAUUAUUCUAUUGUGAUUAUCAUAUUAAAUGAAAGAUAUUUAAUGCAGAGCAUUUUAUGUUCCGUCAUGAAUCACCUAUUUAGUAUUGAUCAUGAUUUAUUAUUUCAUGACUUUUAACAAAUUUGUUUUUAUGUUACAAAAUAUUUUUUGAAAGGAAAGUUUAAUAAUAGAAGAAGAUAGUGUGAAGUCAGUGAUAUAUUUGGGGGACUAAUUUGAUGUUAAUCAGUGAAAUUAGAAUUAUCAGCAACUAAAUAAUAUUCCCAUUCAUCUGAUCAUCAGGAUUUGAAAUCCACAAAUUUAUAUUCCCACAGAAUAGCCACUUUACCAUUUAAGUCCACAAAAUUAAAUGCUUUCACAGUACAUCUGAUAUGUGUGAAUUAUUUUGUCAAAAUGCAUUAGUAUAAUGUUCAUAUUCUCAUUACACAAAUUUAUUUAUGUCAAGCAUUCCUGAUGGGUGAUCAAAAUAGACCUGAAUUCGGGCAGUAUUCUAGAUUGUGACAUUUUUGCUAGUACAUGUAAUUGAAUUCUAGGCAAUACAUGUUUUCCCUGUGAUCAUUAACUGGAUUCAGUUUGUCUUGGAUCAGUACUGAGUAGUUCUUCAUCUUAAAUUGACAGGGUUCCCAUGUUACUGAAAAAUUGGGAAUACUCCUUCAUUCAUUUAACUACAUUUCAAGGCAUGGACAGUCUGUGAAUUUUAAAGGGGAACAUAAAACUGGGGAAAAUCCAGGAAUUUUCCACAGGACAGUGACAUGGGAGUGAGUUUUCUGGUGUAUGUGGAAGGUUCCAUUUUCCUGUGUCUCAGAUGAGAUGUGAUUUCUCUAAAUUGUCUAAAUCAGUUGAGAUAUUCAGAGGUGCGGGCUUUUCUUCUAAAUUUUAAACUUGCAACCCUUGUUCAUCCUCAAUAGCUGACGCUUUACAGCAAGAAACAUAACUCAAUCCUGCAUUUUGCAAGAAUUAUGGCCCCUUUUGGACUUGGAAAAUCAGAUUUCUUGGUUAAGUUUUGUGUUUAGGUCAGCUUUUCUCCUAAACUAUCAAAGCUAUUGCUUCAAAACUUGCAACACUUGUUCUUCAUCAAAAGCUGACUCUGUACAGCAAGAAACAUAACCCCAUCCUGCUUUUUGCAAGAACUAUGGCCCCUUUUGGACUUAGAAAAUCAUGGGUAGGACAAUAUUUCUAUUAUACAGAGGCAAAAAAAUCAGAUGUGUCUGCACCCGCAAGGCAGUGCUCUUGUUUGGUUAAAGUUUUUCACUGUCAAAGCUCUGUUUCAGAGUCAAGCUCUGAGAAAAGUCGAGCACACUGUCAUUAGACAGUUGUUGUUUUAUUUUCAGCUCAGAAGAAGGCUUAACUUGCUAAUUUCAGAGAGUUACAGAGGCCUCCAAAAUGCAUUGAAAUAUAUGAGAAACUUGAACAUUCAAUUGGGAACCACAUUAUGAACACACAUAAACAUCUAAAGAUGGUGCUUGCUUUUGUUGGAGAAGCCUCCCCUAUCACAGUACAGUUAAGUUUUGGUCUUUGAAUUCUGAAAAAUAUCCUUGAAAAGUCCUUGAAUUUUUUACUCUGAAAAACAUGGGAGCCCUAUGUGGGGAAGUUGUCAGUUUCUUUUGAGAGAACAAAUUGAUAUUGGUAAAGAAUGCAGGUAUACUGGUUAGAUGAACAAUGUGCUGAAUGAAAUACUGUUGAAAUAAUAGGGUUAACAAGAACAGAACAAACAAAACAGAUUUUAGACAAGAUAUUUACUGUAGAUUGAAGGUGAUUUUUUGUUUGUUUAAUUUGUGUGCAAGUUUUAUUUAUAUAAAUGAAUCUGCUGGUGAUUGUAUGAGAUGUAAAGAUGUUUUCAAGGUGAUACUGAACUUUCUGCAGCAGUGAAAAUUGCAGCUAGAUAAAAAUUGGCAGCAAAUUGUACCAGGCAGCUGAAGAUGUUGUGCACCAAGUGUCCUUUUAUGGUUUAGUUGGAAUCAUAUUUGAUAUGUAUAGAAGAUUGUAUAGAAGUAUGACAUUGAAUAAUGAAAUGAAAAUGGCAUAAAAAAAGAGUUAUUACAUGACUUUGUUGUUGCAAGUUUUUGAAGCUAUUUGUUUGGUAUUGAACAUCGUCGUUUUUUUAUCUUUUUAAUGUUACAUUUAGGUUACAUAAGCCAACGAAUAAGUGUGAGCUAUUUGUAUAACUGUCUAUUGUUCAUAGAUUUUCAUGCAAUUUUAGUUUGAAUAACUUAACAUUUCCAUCAUACAGUUUCAGCAAUACCACUUCUUAUUCUAAGGGGGUGAUGACUGAAAAUUUACUGACUGAAUAACGAACAGUGCAGACCAUCAUCUGGCUGAUCUUGGUCUGCACCGGUUGCAAAGGCAGAAUCACUGAAGGCUAAAGGCUAAAAUAUUUUUGAUGUUUUAUUUAACUAUAUUUUGUUUUGAGACACUUUGUUGAACAUAAAUUUACUCCAAACUAGACAGGGUUAUGUAUAAAAAUAUGAUUAAAAACAGGAUAAUUUGGUAUGCAAAUUUUGAUUCCAUACCUCAUGUUUUUAUUUCGAUGUAAAUGAGAUGUGAAACCAAAAUUUGUAGUCCUGUUUGGCACCAUAUAAUCUAUACUGUGUUGGUGCGCCGUAAAACCCAACUAAAUAAAUAAAUUGCCUUUUAAAGACAGAUUUAUAUGAUCAGUUUUCUUAUACUUCAAACCAGUAAAAUAGUUUAACUGUAAACAUUAAAAUAAAUUGAUAUUGCAAUCUGUCUUCAAGCUUGAAACUUUCAAAGCACUAGUUACAAUAUACCCUUGAUCAUAACACAACAUAGAAUUCUUACUUUUUUAUUAAAUUUUAGUGAAACGUUUAUAUUUAUUUAUUGUAUCAUGUUUUGUUUUGUUAUUUGCAUUAUUCAUUGUUGUUAGGCUUACUUGCAGCUUCCAGUCAUUGUUGUAACAUGCUACAAUAGUCUGCAAAUAUUUUAUGCAUCAUUUACAGUAUAACUAGUCACUUACAUUGUGUUCAAAUCGAUUGUUAAUAUAUAUUAGCAGAGGCUGCAGAAAAUAACAUUUACAUUUAGUAAGAUGAUGCAUCCAGCCUUGCCUUUUAGCUCACCUGAGCACAAAGUGUUUACUCACUGUCUGCAUCUAUCUGUCCGUCCACACUUUUCUUUAUACGACAUCUCCUCUGAAACUGUGAGGUGGAAGUUGACAAAACUUGGCCUGGAUGUUCUUUGAACUGUCAUCUUUUGAAUUUAUUCAAACCAUUUUGCUUAUUUGCAAAUAGGGGCCAUCAGAGCUACAAAUAAAAAAUUCUCCAAACAACACCCUCUGAACCGAAAUCUGUCUGUUGAAGUCUGUUUGUCUGUCUGUUAGUGUAUUUUCAUCUGUCAUUUUCUGUGUAUUUACCAUUGCCUGUCUGUCAUUGUCCAUCUAUCUUAGUUUCCUUAUUUAUCUCUCAUUUUCUGUCACUGUCAUUUUCUGUCCAUCUAUCACAUCCUGUCCAUCUAUCAUUGCCUGUCCAUCUAUCAUUCCCAGUCCAUCUUAUUAAUUAUAAUGGUUCUGGAGCUAAAAAAACAAAUACAUUUAUACAGCUGCUUCCCAUUGACCAGUUGAUGGAUCUUCACCAAACUUGGUCUGUAGCAUCCUUAUAUGGACCAUUCUCAUCAUGAGUGUUCAAAUGGUUUGGCUUGAUCACAUUUAAAUUUCUUAUGAAUCAUUUGAAAAAUUUUCUACAAACAUGGUCUGUAGUGUUUUUGUAUAGAAAUCUUUCAAGUUUAUUUAAACCAUUCAGCUUGAUCCUUUCAAGGGGGGACCAGAGUUGAAAAUAGAAAAAUAACAUUUAAAUGAGUUCUUCUGAUAAACCACUUUCAAAUUGAAUCUUCCCCAGACUUGGUCUAUAGCAUUAUUCUAGGAACCUUUCUUAAAUUUGUUCACCAAUUCUAAAUAUAGAAAAACUUUUAAGGACUUCUUCUCUCGAAUCACUUGAUGGAUGUUUUUCAAGAAUUUAAUCUGUUUCAAAUUUUUUAAAUCUGGGGUGAAAACUAUGUCAAAAAAGUCAGGUCAUAGAAACACACAAGACCACUAGGUCAGGUCAUCAAGAAAUCUUAGCAGUUAGAUUCUUGAACCACUGAAGUAGGUAGCAUCCUUGCAUGGAGGUAUCUAGGAUCUGUUGAAAUGUUCUUCACCAAACAUAUCCUGUAGCAUUCUAGGUUAAGGUAAAGUGAGGAUUCAGGGCUUAUUGACUGUCUAGUUUCAUACAUCAUAAGCAUGAUUCUAUUAAAUUAAAUGUCACUGAAAUCCAGAGAGACCCAGUUUCCUGUUUAGCUCACCUGAGCAAAAAGGGCUAAGGCUGAGCUGUUGUGAUCACUCCCCAUCCGUCUAUCCAUCGUCUGCUAACACUUUCCUUCAUUUGGUGGAAGUUAACGAAACUUGGCCUAUAUUUCCCUUGGAUGGUACUCUAUAAAAAGUUGUUCACAGGAUUCCAUACAAUACAGAAUUCUGGUUGACAAAAACUCUUCUCCAAACCUGCUCCAAAGGUAAAAGAAACAGUUCUGACACUUGUUUUACAUAGACUUGUAUAAGAAUACUAAAAAUCUUGUCUAAAACCUGAAGGCCUAAAGCAUAGAUAUUUGGCAUGUAGGAUUGUUUAGUGGUCAACCAAAUCAUGCCUCAAGGGUCAGAUUGUCCCUGCUUGGGGUCAAUCGUUUAUAUCAGAUAUAAUUAAAAAAUCUUGUCUAAAAGCUUAGAUAUUUGGCUUGUAGCAUUAUGUGGAGGUCCUCUACAAAAAAAGGCAUUUACCCAUUUGAGUCAGGUGUGUGAUUUAUGUGUAUAAUGGCGCUCUUGUUUUAUUUUUAGGUAAAUAGACAUUUUUCUUUGACCUGUUUUCAAAUGUAUCAGCCUGUUAAGAUCUGCUUUUAAAAAAUACCUACUACUACUAUUAUCUACUUAUAUUUCUUGCAUAAUGUCAUGUUAUAUUUGCAAGAUUAUUAAAGGUCAUGUAAAGUUA